CCAAAUACUUUUAGACUUUUACUCGAGUAGUAUUUUACUGGGUGACUUUCACUUUUACUUGAGUCAUUUUCUAGUACUUUUUCCACCACUGUCAAAAUAUUUGUGGCCCGUUGCCAUGAGAACAGGGCAACCAGUGGAACACAAACAACAUUGUAAAUACCACGUAUAUUUAUUUGUUUAUUUAUUUACAUACUAUUCGUACUACAUCUAUUUGCACAUUGCUAAAACACUGGUAAUAUAACACUUGAAAUGUAUUUGAGAUGUUUCCAUUUGUUGUUUGGGUUGUUUUUUUAUUUUUUAUUUAUUUUAUUUCACCUUUAUUUAACCAGGGGGGCUAGUUGAGAACAAGUUCUCAUUUGCAACUGCGACCUGGCCAAGAUAAAGCAUAGCAGUGUGAACAGACAACACAGAGUUACACAUGGAGUAAACAAGUCAAUAAUACAGUAGAAAAAAGGAGAGUCUAUAUACAUUGUGUGCAAAGAGGCAUAUUGUCAUCUCAAUUUUGUUUCCAUGGCAAUAAAGUCCAUUUGAAAUUAAUUCCCUUUAUGUACGUUUCAUAUAAUGUUAUAAUAUUAUGAUUGAAAUCAAAUAAAAACAAUCGUUAAAAAGUGAUUCACUUUUUGCAUCAAAUUUUAAAUAAACAUUUUACUCAACUGCGUUACCCACUCCAGUCAGCAGAUGGCGGUCUGGGAAUUUAUGGUUAUGCUGUUGGUGUGACGUAUAAUGUAGUGGACGGAACGCUUCUUUCAACAGCAGCAACAGUUCGUCAGACAGCUCGGUAGCUUGCUAGACAAAAUAGACGAACCAAUAUAGCUCUUUCGACGCUUUGGUGUAUAUUAGCCACUGUGUUUUAAACAGACUUCUGUCGUCUAGUUAGUUAUCCGAUUUAAUUUCAUAUUUACGUUGUUAUUGGUCAGCUAGCUGGCUGGCUAAGUUAGCUUUAGCCUAGCUAGCUAACUGUUAGCUAACAUCACCGACCAUGAGCUCCCUAAACUACUCUCCUCCUGUUGGAGAAGAGGAGGUCUGCUGGACGGAGAAAGAGGGUCGGUGGCUGAACAUUGUCGUGAAAGAGGAGGAGGAAGAGGAGGAUGUCACAGUAACAAAAGUAGAGGAAGUGGAGGAUGUUACAGUAAAACAAGAAGUAGAGUGUGAGGAUGUUACAGUGAAAGAAGAGGAAGACGCGUUCAGAGUGAAAGAGGAGGUAGAUAUUACAGUAAAAGAAGAGGAGGGAGAGAUAACUGUCAUAUUGGAAGAAGAAGAAGAGGUUGGAGAACUGAUUAACACCAGAGAGAGACAAGACUAUCGUGGAUCCUCUGGGGAGCCUCAACAACAUCAUGAUCCUGACGAGGCAGAGAAGAGUCUCUCCACAUCAGAACUCCUCAAUAAACCCCAGCAGAGACCCACAGGGAAGAAAUAUCACCACUGCCCAGACUGUGGGAAGAGUUACUCAAGAUCAGAUUCACUAAAAGUACACCUGAGAAUUCAUACAGGAGAGAAACCUCACUGCUGCUCUGACUGUGGGAAGAGAUUUACCUCUUCAGCAGACCUUAAAAGACAUGAGAGAAUCCAUACAGGAGAAAAACCUUAUAGCUGUAAUCAAUGUGGGAAGAGUUUCACAACAUCUAGCCAGCUGACUAUACACCAGAGAACACACACAGGAGAGAAGCCUUACCACUGUUCUGACUGUGGAAAGCGUUUUCUUAAGUCAGGACAUUUAAAAUCACACCAGAGAACACACACAGUAGAGAAACCUUAUAGCUGUGAUCAAUGUGGGAAGAGUUUUACUCACUCAAGCUGCCUGAUAGUACACCAGAGAACACACACAGGAGAGAAACCUUAUAGCUGUGAUCAGUGUGAGAAGAGUUUUGUUACUUCUAGCCGUCUGACUAUACACCGGAGAACACACACAGGAGAGAAACCUUAUGGCUGUGAUCAAUGUGGGAAGAGUUUUGUUACAUCUAGCAGUUUGAUUAUACACCAGCGGACACACAGGAGAGAAAUCAAUGUGGCAAGAGAUACUCUGGUAAAAAAUCUCUGAUUAACUAUCAGAAAAUACAGCCUCCCGAGUGGCGCAGUGGUCUAAGGCAUCGUAGUGCUAGCUGUGCCACUAGAGAUCCUGGUUCGAGGCUCUGGGCUGGUGGAAUAGAUUCCCAGUGUGGAAAGAGGGUUCAGUCAGUUAGGGAACCUAAUUGUGGAAAGACAUUUUCUAGGACACAGGACCUAAAAUAAGACAAUAUAGAUGCUGUGUUCUGACAAGUUUUUGGCUGAGAAUGUUGUUGAUGCCUGAAAACACAUGAGAGGGAACACACAGUAGAAAAACCUGUCCAAUGUUCCACUAUGAUAAUGUUGUUGAUGUGAAAUCAUGUUUGAAUGAAAAUCUUACUAAAACAAAAA
This is a messenger RNA of Oncorhynchus mykiss (rainbow trout), 2394 nucleotides long. RefSeq lists its product as uncharacterized. NCBI's taxonomy places the organism in Eukaryota, Metazoa, Chordata, Actinopteri, Salmoniformes, Salmonidae. Gene Ontology annotation, biological process: regulation of transcription by RNA polymerase II. Gene Ontology annotation, molecular function: RNA polymerase II cis-regulatory region sequence-specific DNA binding; DNA-binding transcription factor activity, RNA polymerase II-specific. The record is from RefSeq and is a predicted model, not a curated record.